Nothobranchius furzeri (turquoise killifish) is the source of this 2889-nucleotide messenger RNA. It is a transcript of the gene tmem184a, whose product is annotated as transmembrane protein 184a. Lineage: Eukaryota; Metazoa; Chordata; Actinopteri; Cyprinodontiformes; Nothobranchiidae. The record is from RefSeq and is a predicted model, not a curated record. Gene Ontology annotation, cellular component: early endosome membrane. Gene Ontology annotation, biological process: transport. Gene Ontology annotation, molecular function: transporter activity.
AAGUGCGAUGACGUCACCGUCGGAGCAGAGGGCCACGUGAUCUAUCCACCUGUGCUCAGCCUUGUUUCGUAGCUGCUGGUUCGAGUCGCCGUUGAGGGAUCAAUUCAAACCUGCUUUCUUUUUUAAAACAAAGGGACGAUGAACAUUUUUUAAACACAAGUUUUACUAAUGACACUCCUGUGUAUGGCGUGUGUUUGAAUUGAAAGUUCUGCCGUAGUUUUGUUUUCUGCGUGGACUUCGCCCUCGCGAGGCACCUGUUCUAACAAGGAAGUGGAGCGCUCAGGCCGGGAAGUGAAAACAUCCUCUGUGAGCGUCGGUGGCUGCAUGUCCUCGGUUAAAGCUGUGAAACGGGACUUUAGUUGUGGUCGCUGACUCUUUACUGCUGACCUGAAAGUCCCGGCUGUUGACAGAGCCGUCUAAACUGGGUCGAGCUGCACACACCGGAACAAGAUGAAUUCAACUGAAAACAAUUCAAUUGUUCAUCUGGAUGCUGCAUUUUUCUCAGACAAGUCUGACAACAUGACCAUAUUACGAACAAGUAAUGGGUCAAUCAUAGAGGGUCAGAUGUUCUUAAACACCACUGCUGCUCAGGCCCUCUCAGGGAUCUUCGUCUGGUCUGCCCUGCUCCUAACAUGCCACCAGAUCUAUACACACCUUCGAUUCUACACUGUCCCUAAGGAGCAGCGUUACAUCAUCCGCAUACUCUUCAUCGUUCCAGUUUAUGCCUUUGAUUCUUGGCUCAGCCUCCUUUUCAUCAGCAACGACCAGUACUACGUAUACUUUGAUUCUGUUCGAGAUUGCUACGAAGCAUUUGUCAUCUAUAACUUCCUGAGCCUGUCCUUUGAGUAUCUGGGAGGAGAGAGUGGAAUCAUGUCCGAGAUCCGAGGGAAACCCAUACAGUCAAGCUGUCUGUACGGGACAUGUUGUCUCGUUGGAAUGAGUUACUCCAUCGGCUUUUUAAGAUUCUGCAAGCAGGCGACUCUCCAGUUCUGCGUUGUCAAACCCAUCAUGGCAGUCAUCACCAUCAUCCUGCAGGCCUUUGGCAAAUAUCAUGACGGAGAUUUUAAUGUGAAUGGAGGGUACCUCUACAUCACAAUCAUCUACAACUUUUCCGUCAGCCUGGCCCUCUACGCUCUCUUCCUCUUCUACUUUGCUACAAGUGACCUUCUCCGGCCGUAUGAACCGGUGCUCAAAUUUCUCACGAUUAAAUCCGUCAUCUUCUUGUCCUUCUGGCAAGGAAUGGUUCUCGCCAUUUUGGAACGCUGCGGCGUCAUUCCCAAUGCCCUUUUUAUUGACGGACAGGAAGUCGGAGCGGGCACCGUUGCAGCCGGUUGGCAGAACUUCAUUAUCUGCAUUGAAAUGUUCUUUGCUGCCAUCGCCCUCCGAUACGCCUUCACCUGUACGGUUUACCAGGAGAAGAAAAGAGACGUGCCAGAAAUCAUUCCCCCGAUGCAGAGCAUCUCCAGCGGUCUGAAGGAAACCAUAAAUCCAGGAGAUAUGGUUCAGGAUGCCAUUCACAACUUCUCCCCAGCCUAUCAACAGUACACUCAGCAAUCCACUCAGGAGGUCGCCCAGCCCAGCACUAAUGGAAAAGUGGCCACAGGCAACAAGAGCUCUCGCAAGUCUGACAAAAUCAUGCUGAUUGCAUCUGAUGAUGAGUUCUAGGCGUUUUUCCUGCAUUAUCCAGGUGUUUGUGCACUCUCCAACCUUAUCUCUGACCUCCCGGGGAAACAGCUUGCAUAUCUGACAGAGCUGGAUUGAAUCCAGGUGUUUUUUCAUCAUCCCAGUAUUUUAAAUGAACUGCCUGCUUCUGUCCUGUUUCAAUGAUAAUUUGAGCAGAAAACGUUGGUGAAAUGUAGCCUUUUUUUGUGUAAAUGAGUACUCAGAGGGCAGAUCUGUCCCCAUCUUGCUGUGAUAACCUGGAAAACGACGUGUCAUCUUCACUUCAUCACAGACGUCUGGAGCCACGCGUUUUCUUUAAAUCAAGCUGCUGGCUUUUCAGCUGCGUCCGCAAUGCCGGUUUUGUUUUGUCAGUGUGCCACGCUGCUCUCUGGCUGUCUGAAGUGCGUUCUCUCUGAGUCACGUCGCUUUCAAAGAGAUGAUUAAUGUUCGACUCCAGGUGGGAGGCGGGGAAGCCAGCGAUGGCGGAGAAUGGCACUUCAUGGACCCUUUCUCACUCAUCUGCUUGUUUGAAGUAUUUGCUGAGCAUUCCUCUGCGUGGUUUCCUGACAAAUGAAAGGAAUUAUUCAAAGACACAUUAGUUUUGAAGCAGGCGAUUCAGACUGCGGACUGCACUUCACGAUCCUUUGUAUCCAGCAGAACAGGAACACAUUAGCUGCAUCUGUCUUCUGCAGGGUGGGAGUUCAGAUCGUCUCGUUAAUUCUGUCGCCGUGCUAAAGAGUCGCAUUAAAUCAAACUACAUCUUCAUUCACCACACGCUGACGAUUAAUAUUCUUUAUUUGUACUAUAGUAACUGUUUUAGUAGGUUUUCUGAUGAGAUUCAUGUCACCACUUGUGAUCCCUUGUUUCAGGGAUUUUUUUGUGCAAAUUUUAAUUAGUGUUAAACAUACUUUUGAAAAUGUUGUAUUUGUGCUAAAAGUGUGUUUUGAUUUUAGAUUGUGAACAUUUUAUUGUAUUUAUUGUGUAAAGUCCAAAAUAUUCAGAGACAAGAGAAGCAGAGAUUGUGGCUUUUUAAAAACCUCUCAGGGCUUUUGUUUUUUAUUUUUGUUUUGUACAUUAAAUCCUAUUUUUCAGUUUUUAUACCCUUUGGUGCCAACAGUGGAGGUCUCUCUGGUGAUGCAGACAUUGGGUACGAAAGGCUUUUCAGUAGUCUAGUUUUUCUGGGUCUCUCUUGGCUUGAAUGUAAAAUAAAUCCACUGUUGGGUCUAA